Messenger RNA from Tripterygium wilfordii, 1395 nucleotides. Its product is annotated as EID1-like F-box protein 2. Bases 277 to 1026 code for a protein of 249 amino acids. Lineage: Eukaryota; Viridiplantae; Streptophyta; Magnoliopsida; Celastrales; Celastraceae. The transcript has 4 exons. Gene Ontology annotation, molecular function: protein binding. The record is from RefSeq and is a predicted model, not a curated record.
GUGGAGCCAUGUCUACGUCAAUGAUUUGUCGGUGUUGAAGCAAGAGAACCCUCCUGUCACUAUAUUUCUGGGAAAUAUUUUAAGAUUCUCUUCUCCUCCAAAGUCCUCUUCUCCUCCUCUCAUCUCCAUCUCUGCAUUUGCUCUCUGUAACUCUUUGUGGCUGUAUAUUUGCUUUGGACGGAAUUGCCCCUGUAGAAAAGCAGAAACUUAUCUUCUUUAUUCUGUCCUCUGCAUACUUGGGUGUUUCAGGGUUUUGAGGUCGUACAGAGAGGUGAUAUGAUUUUGACCAAGCAAUACCGUUGCAUACACUCAAAAAGCUGUCAAUGCAUGAAAGGGCAUCUUAGUGAAGAAGUCAUUUUUUUAGUGUUUCAACAAUUGAACUGGAACCCAAAGUUGAUUGCCACUCUGUCAUGCACGUGCAAAUGGUUUGAUGAUCUUGCCAAGCGAAUAUUGUGGAAAGAGUUCUGCAAGACAAGGGCCCCAAAGAUGAUGCUUGAUUUACAAUCUAGUGGGAGUCACAGUGUUGAUGGGAACUGGAGAGCACUUGGCAAGCUUCUUAUUCACUGUUCUGGGUGUACUAAGGGUGGGCUAUUUAAUGGUAUUCAAAUCCCAGGACAUUUUGUUUAUAAAACUCGCUUCUCUAGAACAUCUGGGAAGAGCUUUCUUUUGCCACAAUGCAGAACAGAUGUUUUGUAUAUUUCGGACCCUUGUGAACAUCAUGAUGUUGGGGAUGAAGGGGAUGUGGGCUUCUUCCGUGGAAUUUUCAAGUCAUUCUCUGCAUCAAAAGUUCGGAAGAUGCUUAUUAAAAGGGGGGCCCAGCUUCAUCCAACAGAGGUGUGUCCAUAUUGUAAGGCAAAAUUGUGGAGCAUGCUGCAAGCCAAAAUGAUUCCUGAAAGUGCUAGCUGUAGACUUGGAUCUUACGAGGAUUGUGUCGAAUAUUAUGUGUGUCUUAAUGGACACGUACUUGGGGUCUGCACCCUUUUACCCUUGUCUGACUCAGAAGAGGCAGCAUCCGAGUUCGAAUGAUGGUUGGAAUAUAAUCAGUGCCAGUUCUCCCGCUGUUGCUGGCAUGGAUGAAACAAACUUGGCUGAGACAAUGGAUUCUGCUAUUUAGUACAAUGAAGUUGACCAUUACAAUAUCGUGUUGUGCUUGCUGCUUCCAAGGCCUGCCCUGGCCGAACCUCUUACCAACGAAGUGGUAACUCCGACCAUUUAUUUCAGUCAUCCAUAGCUUUCUGUGAGCAUGUAAUAAUCUGUACAUUUAUGUAUGGCCGUAUUUGUAUUUGUAUGUCUGAAUGUUAUCUGUAAUAAUUUAUGUAUGCCCCUUUUGGUGUUCCUAAACACCUAGUUUACCUGUCUUAUUGUUCCAAAUGCAUACUUGACUUGUAAUAUUUA